CUGAUGGCCGGAGAGAUGACGAUCUUAGGUUCCGCUGUCUUGACUCUCCUGUUGGCUGGCUACUUGGCACAACAGUAUUUACCACUGCCAACUCCAAAAGUGAUUGGCAUUGACCUGGGUACCACCUACUGUUCCGUCGGUGUAUUUUUUCCUGGAACAGGGAAAGUAAAGGUGAUCCCAGAUGAAAACGGGCAUAUUAGCAUCCCCAGCAUGGUGUCCUUCACUGAUGGCGAUGUGUAUGUGGGCUAUGAAAGCCUAGAGCUGGCAGACUCCAAUCCUCAGAACACAAUAUAUGAUGCUAAAAGGUUCAUAGGUAAGAUUUUCACCCCUGAAGAGCUGGAGGCUGAAAUUGGCAGAUACCCAUUUAAGGUUUUACACAAAAAUGGAAUGGCUGAGUUUUCUGUGACAAGUAACGAAACCAUCAUUGUUUCUCCGGAGUACGUCGGCUCUCGAUUGUUGCUGAAGCUAAAGGAAAUGGCAGAGAAAUACCUUGGAAUGCCGGUUGCCAAUGCUGUCAUUUCUGUGCCAGCAGAAUUUGACCUACAACAGAGAAAUUCAACAAUCCAAGCUGCCAACCUUGCUGGACUGAAGAUCUUGAGGGUAAUAAAUGAACCGACAGCAGCAGCGAUGGCCUAUGGUCUCCACAAGGUUGAUGUCUUCUACGUGUUAGUCAUAGACCUGGGUGGAGGAACUCUUGAUGUGUCAUUACUGAAUAAACAAGGAGGAAUGUUUCUAACACGCGCAAUGUCUGGAAACAACAAACUUGGAGGACAAGACUUCAAUCAAAGGCUGCUUCAGUAUUUGUAUAAAGAGAUCUAUCAAACAUACGGCUUUCUCCCUUCUAGGAAAGAGGAGAUCCACAGAUUAAGACAAGCAGUGGAAAUGGUCAAGCUAAACCUGACGCUUCAUCAGUCUGCCCAGGUAUCAGUAUUACUCACUGUAGAGGAAAACGACAGCCAGAAACCUCAGAAUGCUGACUCUAAACUUCCAGAAGACCAGCUUACCCCAGGGGAUGGUCACCAUGUGAACAGGGUGUUUAGACCUGGCCUUUCUGACAGCACGAGUGGAAAAAGUCAGGUUUUGUUUGAGACAGAAGUAUCCCGCAAGCUCUUCAACACCCUCAAUGAAGAUCUCUUUCAGAAAAUACUCGUACCCAUUCAGCAAGUAUUAAAAGAAGGCCUCUUAGACAAGACUGAAAUUGAUGAGGUGGUUCUAGUUGGGGGUUCUACUCGCAUUCCUCGGAUCCGCCAAGUUAUUCAGGAGUUCUUUGGAAAGGACCCGAACACGUCUGUAGACCCUGACCUGGCAGUGGUGACGGGAGUGGCCAUCCAAGCUGGGAUUGAUGGAGGGUCCUGGCCUCUCCAAGUUAGUGCUUUAGAAAUUCCCAAUAAGCAUUUACAGAAAACCAACUUCAACUGAACUCUGAGGGAGUGCUGGUAACUGAUUGUGUCUAGUGGUGUUAAUGAUUUCCAUGUGAACCUCCUCCAGAAAUGAAGGCCAUGAAGUCACUCAUGGAUUCAUGAGAGGACAUUUAUACAUGACAACUUUACAUAGUAUUUUGUUUUAGAAUUGAAUAUGACCAGAUGAGUCUUGAUUGUGUUUGUAAAAAA
Molecule: messenger RNA, 1610 nt
Organism: Rattus norvegicus (Norway rat)
Lineage: Eukaryota; Metazoa; Chordata; Mammalia; Rodentia; Muridae
Gene: Hspa13
Product: heat shock protein family A (Hsp70) member 13
Exons: 5
Coding region: 4-1419 (471 amino acids)
Cellular component (GO): endoplasmic reticulum
Molecular function (GO): ATP binding; ATP hydrolysis activity
Source: RefSeq, marked provisional